Diaporthe citri is the source of this 621-nucleotide messenger RNA. RefSeq lists its product as uncharacterized. The transcript has a single exon. The record is from RefSeq and is a predicted model, not a curated record. Lineage: Eukaryota; Fungi; Ascomycota; Sordariomycetes; Diaporthales; Diaporthaceae. The coding region runs from base 1 to 621 and encodes 206 amino acids. Gene Ontology annotation, cellular component: plasma membrane.
AUGUCUCUCGCUAUCCCUCCUAUGAGACCUGACGUUGAAAUCGAUGCAAGACUUCUAUACAAUUACCAUCGCAUGAGCAUGCCUAUUCAGCAACCUGCAGACGCCAUCUUCACCCUCUGCAGCUUCGACCUACGAGUUGCGCACCGCGCUGUGGACCUUUUCAACUGCGGAAGAGGGCAGUAUCUGAUUUUCUCAGGCGGGCACGGCAAGCAUACGUCAAAACUCUUCGCCAAGCCAGAAGCGGAAGUCUUCGCAGACGUUGCACUGGAGCGGGGCGUCCCAGGAGAAAGGAUCAUCCUCGAGAGGGAGUCGACAAACACGGGCGAGAAUGUCCGCUUUACAUACGAGCUGCUCCAGACAAUGGGGCUGAGGCCGAGGGCUUUGAUCCUCGUACAGUCGCCGUACAUGGAGAGGAGGACAUACGCAACUUUCAAGAAACAGUGGCCCGAUGCGACUGUCCAGUUCAGUGUCACCUCACCCCAGUUGGAUUUUGACGAGUACCCAUGCGAGGCUAUUCCAGAGGAUUUGUUCAUCACUGCCAUGGUGGAGACAUUGCUACGUAUGAAGCUCUAUCCGGCAAGGGAAUUCCAGAUUGUGCAGGAAAUUCCAGAUGAAGUCUAG